GUGAGUAAUAAUAGAAUUUUUAAUGUAAAGGAGAAGAACUUGAAAUCACAAAACAAUGACACAACAUUCAUCAACAACUGCUUUAGCUGAGGAGCUUGCAAAAGCCGUUGACUUGAUAAUGCAUCCACAAACAACUCAACAAGCUCGUAUGGAAGCUUACAUUGCUUGCGAACGAUUUAAAGAGGAAUCUCCUCUAUGUGCUGAAGUAGGGCUAUACUUAGCUAGUGCACCUCACUUUGGACAAAAUGUCAAACAUUUUGGACUCCAGCUAAUGGAGUAUACUAUUAAGCUGAAGUGGAAUUGCAUCGCACACGAAGAAAAAAUAUUUAUUAAAGAAAAUGCCAUGAAGUUGCUAUUAUUGGGAGUAGGUCCUGCAGAGGACGCCAGUUUAGCUCAUUUGAAAGAUGCAUUAUCGCGUAUAAUUGUUGAAAUGAUAAAGAGAGAAUGGCCACAGCAAUGGACAAGUCUAUUAUCCGAACUUUCCGAAGCAUGUACAAAAGGAGAAUGUCAAACAGAGUUAGUACUUUUAGUAUUUUUAAGAUUAGUGGAAGAUGUUGCGAUACUUCAGACGAUAGAGUCAAAUCAACGUCGAAAAGAUAUGUACCAAGCUCUUACGAAUAACAUGAAUGAUAUAUUUGAAUUUUUUUUACGGCUUGUGGAACUCCAUGUGACUGCAUUUCGCGAAGCUACAACACAUACAAAUUAUCAAAGAGCUAAAGCUCAUAGUCGCGUUGUGGAUAUGGUAUUAUUAACUGUAACUGGAUUUGUUGAGUGGGUUUCAAUAAGUCAUAUUAUGUGUAGCAAUGGUAAAUUGCUUCAAAUACUAUGUAUACUACUAAACGAUAAGGCCUUUCAAUGUAACUCCGCUGAAUGUUUGUCGCAAAUUACAAAUCGGAAAGGACAGUUAAAAGAAAGGAAACCAUUAUUAAUGUUGUUUGGAGAGGAAUUAAUGCGUUAUAUAUUCAGUGCUAGCCAAGUAUUACCAGAUUUAACAGUUCCUACGUCUAUUGAACAAAAUCACAUAUUUUUAAAAAAAAUAAUUACUGUUUUAAAUGGAAUGGCUCAGCAAUUGUAUGUACUUUGGGGAAAGGAAGAAGGUACAAUGCAUAGACCUCCUCAUUUUGAAAUCUUUUUAGAAUGCAUUUUAUCUUUGACACGACAUCCCUCUUUGACUAUAACUCAUGGUGCUUGUCUUAUAUGGAAUAUUCUGAUUAAGCACGAUGCCAUUGCAAAAGAUAAUGUUAUAAAUAUAUACGUGCAAAAACUCAUUGAAGUUAUUGCACCUAAAAUUAUUAAAACAUCGUAUCCAAAUAGUCGUACCAUACCACUGAAUAUAAGCACGGCAGCAUAUAUUUGUUUAGAAUUUGACAGUGAAGAAGAAUUUGCUAUUUUUUAUCAUCGAUGUCGUGCUGAUAUCCUGGAACUAUUUAGACAAACAACAUUGAUACAACCGCUUAUCACAUUUGCAUGCUGUGAACAAUGGUUGAAUGUUCGCUUAUCAAAAGCUCAUACCGAAACAGGAAAUGAAUCUUGUAGUGUUCAAGACCCAAUUUAUUUAGAAUGGGAAGCUCUUGUUUCUGUAAUUGAUAGUGUAGUCAGCCGUAUAUUAAUGGUAUCAGAACGUCCAUCAGUGCAAUCAGGCUUACAACUUCUUGAGCAAUGUUUAAAAAUAGAAACAAACAAUCCAUUGAUACUCUCUGUAUUGUUGUCGUGUAUAUCAGCGCUUUUUGUUUUUCUUAGUAUGUCUGCUUGUCAAAUAAGUUCUAACAACGUAGUUGCUAUGAGUGGAGUUUCACUUUUGCCGAGAGUGCUGGAUAAAAUUUUUACGGCAUUGGUGUAUAAUGACAAGCAUAUCUAUGCGAAAGAAAAUUCGAAUCGUCUACAAGCAUGUAAAAAUUUACGUCGGCAUGCGGCAUCGUUAAUGGUAAAGUUAGGCCAUAAAUAUCCAUUGUUGUUGUUACCAGUUUUCGAUCAAAUAAAUUUACACGUGAAGACUAUAGUACAACAACCUCAACAUCAAAUAAGCAAAAUGGAAAGAAUUACUUUGCAGGAAGCACUUAUACUUAUUUCCAAUCAUUUCUGUGAUUACGAACGUCAGUCUGCAUUUAUAGGUGAUAUAUUGAAGGACGUUUUGCAUCGCUGGACAACAUUUUCAAAUGUAUUUAAAUCGGCAUUUGAUUUUAUGAACUAUGUGGGUUUAAACAAAGCUCCAGUAUAUCCUUUUGAAAGUGACCCAAAUUGUGCCAAUCGAGGAAACAUUAUAGAAGCAUUGUAUAUCGUGCUUGGUGUAAUUAAGCGAUGUUCAUGGCCUGAUGAUCCUGAUCGUGCUUCACGUGGUGGUUUUGUUGUUGGAUUCACUGAACUUGGAAAUCCUAUAUAUCGCAAUCCAGCUUCACCUUAUAUUAUUCCCUUAUUGCCUCACAUUCUACCAUUACUUCGCAUAUUGAAUGAGCUCUUUAGGCGUGAAGCGCUGGAAACACUUUCUGAUGGAUACAAAAAUAUACAUACAAUGUUGGAACAUGAAAAGAAAAACUUGAUGGGUGUAUGCAGCGUGCCUACUGAUCCACUGGACCCUGCAAUUAAAAAACAACACACCCCAUUUGAUAAAAUGCAGCACUUUAUGACAUUAAUUUAUGAAGGAUGCUAUCAUAUGCUGGGAUCGACUGGUCCAUCUUUGGGACGAGACUUGUAUCAACUACAAUGUAUUGCAGAAGCCUUAAUAAGUAGUGUUUUUGCCUCUUUAGAGGAAGUUCCUGAUCAUCGCUUACGUCCUAUAAUUCGUGUAUUUUUUAAACCAUUUGUUUAUUCGUGUCCGCCUGCUUUUUACGAUACAGUUCUUUUGCCUUUAUUUGUCCAUAUUACACCUCUAAUGUGUGACCGACUAAUGACACGAUGGUGCUACAUAACAUCUCUAUAUGAAUCCGGGCAGCUCAGUGAAGAACUAAACGAUUCACAAGAGGUAUUAGAAGAUAUGUUAAAUCGAACCCUUACAAGAGAAUACUUAGAUAUUUUAAAAAUAGCACUAGUUGGUGGUCAGAUAAGCGCAGAUAAUGUCGCUUGUACCACAAUUGAUGUAAUGGAUCACGACGAGCAUUCAAUGGAUGGCGUUACUCAUUCUCGUGCUACACAGUCAGCACUAUUAUCGGAUAUUAUAAGUGACUUAGGAGCGAAAUUACUAAAAAAUACUAUUACUAGUAACUAUAUUUUAAGAACUUUACUAAGUGCACUAUCUUGGAAUGACGGUAUUUGUAGUAAAAAGGCUGUUAAUAUAUUAGCUCCAGUCAUGCGGUUUUUAGCUGCUGAACAACUCAUCGAUGUUAACAAAGCUGCAAGUGCCUUUACUGCAGUUUUACAAGGGCUCCAAAUACAUGGACAACAUGAAACUAACCAAGCAGGACUUAUAACACUUGGGGUACAAUUUUAUGAACUAUUGCGACCGAGAUUUUGUGUGCUUACAGAAAUAUUACAGUAUGUACCAAGCGUUAAUAUAGCUGAUAUUCGAAAAUUUGAAGAAAAAAUGUCUGUAGCCUCAGUUAAAGGAAAUAAGGUUGAUAAAACGAAGAAGGAUCUUUUUAAAAAGAUUACUACACAUCUUGUUGGGCGAAGUAUUAAUCAAUUAUUUCGACACGAAAUACAAAUAUCAAAUUUACCACCAAUGCAGUCACAGAAUAUAAAACAUUCUAUCGACCUUAUCGAAACACACCAAAAUUUAGGCUUACCAAAUCUUUUUCAUACAAGCAAAUGACCCAAAUAAAUAAAUAAUUAUCAGCACAUAAAAUGAAAAGACUUGUAUGUAAUUCUAAAUUGAACAGUACAAAUACGUUUGAAUGUGGCUCUCCAAAAUACGAAUUACAAUAACUUUAUAAUAGAAUAUUUUUUAAAUAAAAAUUAUUUAUUUUUAAUAUUAUUUAAA
Messenger RNA from Teleopsis dalmanni, 3913 nucleotides. Its product is annotated as exportin-5-like. The transcript is spliced from 3 exons. Gene Ontology annotation, biological process: protein export from nucleus; RNA export from nucleus. The record is from RefSeq and is a predicted model, not a curated record. Gene Ontology annotation, molecular function: small GTPase binding; nuclear export signal receptor activity; RNA binding. Bases 56 to 3745 code for a protein of 1229 amino acids. Gene Ontology annotation, cellular component: nucleus; cytoplasm; RNA nuclear export complex. Lineage: Eukaryota; Metazoa; Arthropoda; Insecta; Diptera; Diopsidae.